Messenger RNA from Rhopilema esculentum, 4080 nucleotides. The record is from RefSeq and is a predicted model, not a curated record. Lineage: Eukaryota; Metazoa; Cnidaria; Scyphozoa; Rhizostomeae; Rhizostomatidae.
AUGGCAAAUCCAUCAACAGAAACAGCAACAGGAGAUGGGAAAAAUUUAGGCCCAGAGAUUGAUAUCGAGAAGGAAAUAGCGAAGUUGAAUUAUUAUACAGAGCAGACAGAUGAGCUCAUAGAAAUUGGAGACACAGUAGAAAUGGAGAUAGCAACAAAUAGGGUGAAGGUAAUCCACAAUAAGAUAAUUGAUUUGACAGGGAGAAUUGAAGAGAUGAAAAUAGAACAAGGGGAAUCAUCUAGGUCAGUUAGGCAGUGGAAAAAGGAUGUGAAAGAUAAAUAUACAGGAAUGUUAGAGCAAAAUGAGAAAAUGUUGAGAGCUUUAACACAAAUAGAAACUCAAACAAGAGAGGAAGGUCUGAGAAGGGAAUUUGAAAGGAAGCAAAUUGAGCAGCUAAGGGAAGAUAAGAGAAUGCUAGAAAGACAAAAGCAAUUAGCAGACCAUGAAGAGAAAAUAAGAAAGGAGAGAUACUUACAAGAGAAGUCUUUAUGGGAGGAAAGAAUGCAUGCUGAAAUUAAACUUGCAGAGAAAAAGCUAGAAAUGGAAUGUGGGGCUAAGGCAACCUUUUCAAAACUGCCAGAGCUGAGAGUCACACCAUUUAAAGGCACAAUAGCUGACUGGAUAAGAUUUGAAAACAUGUUCACAAGUCAAGUUUUAAGUAAGGGGUUUAGUGAUGAAGUUAAAUUUGGAUAUUUGUUAGAGAUGGUGAAUCCCAGAGUAAGGGAUAAAAUUGCAAAUCUGAAACCAGGAAAACUUGGGCUUGAAACUGCCUGGGAAAGGCUCAAAAAGGAAUAUGGGCAAAGGAAUGCUGUGAUAAACACACACAUUGAUGAAAUUGUGAAUCUACCUACCAUAAAGGGAGUAAAUUAUGAGAAAAUUCAAGAAUUUUAUGACAAGCUCACAAAGAAUUAUGAUGCCCUGCUGACACUUGAUGAAGAAAACAUGUUGAGAGGAUUUGUGAUGACAACAUUAAACAAGCUGCCAAAUGUCAAGUCUGAUUUGGUAAGGCUGGAUGAUGAUUGGGAAAGCUGGGGGAUGUCAAAGCUUAUUGAUAAUUUGCAGAAGUGGUUGAAAAGAAACAAAACAGAGGAAAUUGGAAAGCCAGUGGAAAAAAGAGAAAAACACUGGUAUACAGGUGAAACAAAGGAGAAACACUCAAGAAAAUGUAUUUAUUGUGAUCAAGAUCAUUGGAGUGAUAAGUGCAAAACACAGGAAACUAUAGAGAGUAGGAGGAGCUUCUUCAGAGAAAAUAAGCUAUGCUUCAACUGUGGGAAAAAAGGACACAGGGGGGAUAAGUGUCUAAGUAGGGGGUGCUACUUUUGUAAGGCUAAACACCACAGCAGCCUAUGUGAAAAGCAGAAAGGUGAAAGUGAAAAAGGUUCAAUUUUAACAGGAUUCACACCUUCUGUGGAGGAAACACUCCCACCAAUUUUGCCUCUAAGAAUUGAUGGAAAGGUUAUUUGGGCAUUCCUUGACACAGGUUCAGGAAGGAAUUUCAUUUCUAAGGAUGCGUUAAUGAUGCUCAAAUCAAAACCUGAGAGAUAUGAAACAAAAGAUGUAACAACUAUCAAUGGAACAGCAAGAAAAGCCAUGCCAAUCUUUCAGAUGACCAUAGAAUCAUUAGACAAGAAAGCCAGAGAACAUAUUGAGGUUGCAGGGGUAGAAAUGCAUGAUUUCACAACAGUCAAAAGGCCAGAUUUAAGGAAAUUGAAACAGCAGUUUAGACACACCAAAGACAAAGAAUUCUACAUAACAGCAUCAGGGGAACAUAAAAUUCACAUGAUUAUUGGAGACAAAACAUACAGCAAACUGAGAACAGAGACAGUUUUCAAGGGGAAUGAUGAUGAACCAAUUGUAGAAGGCACAUCAUUUGGUUGGAUUAUUCAUGGAGGAGAAUUUUCUAGCACAAAUUGCAUGUUCACCAGGGAGCUUGGAAAUGAAUAUGAGAGAUUAUACAGCCUUGACAUACUUGGGGUUGAAGACAGGGGAGAAGAUGACCAAUUAGAUGUUUACAAAGAGUUCAAAGAGAACAUUUCCAGACAAAAUGAUGGAAGGUAUGAAGUUAAUGUUCCAUGGAUACCAGGAAGCAAUUUGGCAGAAACAAAUGAGAUGCAGAGCAGAAAGAGAUUGAAAAAUGUUGAGCGCAAACUGAGGCAUGAUGAAAAACUGCAGAAAGAAUACACAGAAAUUGUUGAGAAUCAGUUAAGAGAGGGAGUUGUGGAGAGAGUUCCAAGUGAACCAUCUGGAACAAGAAUAUUUUACAUGCCUCACAAACCAGUUGUAAGAGAGAGCGCUGCUACCACAAAGGUGAGAAUGGUAUUUGAUGCUAGUGCACGCCCAACGCCAACAACAAACAGCAUCAAUGAUUGCAUGUACAAGGGACCUGUGUUGCAGCCAAAUAUUUGGGACAUUAUGGUCAGAGCAAGAAUGACACCAUAUCUGCUGCUAGGAGACAUACAAAAGGCAUUUUUACAAAUUGGAAUUAAAUCAGAGGAUAGAGAUGCAUUCAGAUUCUUAUUCACACUGAGUGGGAAGGAAGAACACCUAAGAUUUCUAAGAGUCCCUUUUGGGGGGGAAGCCAGCCCAUUUAUGUUGGGGGGAACCUUGCAGCACCAUUAUGAGGAAUUUACUAACACAGAGCUAGCCAGUACCCUAGAAAUGCUCAGAGAAAAUACAUAUGUAGACAAUCUGAUGUGUACAGGAAUGAGCAUUGAAGAGCUUCAAAGAUUUAAAGGAGAGGCAUCUGAAAUACUAGAGGAUGCAAAGUUUCAAAUUCAUAAAUGGGAAUCCAACAUAGAAAGCCUAGAAAGUGAAAAUAUGGAGAAUCCAAGCAAGAUUUUGGGGCAUGUUUGGAACAAGGAAGAAGAUACUUUGAUGAUACCCAUAAACAAAGGGGAAGAGGAUAAGGUCUCAAAGAACACUGUAUUGAGUCAAUUAGCCAGAAUUUAUGACCCCUUGGGAAUCAUUUCACCAACCCUAGUAGAAGGAAAGAGAAUCUUCAGGGAGGCCUGUGAUGAGAACAGGGGAGGGGAUGCUGAAGUUUCUGAACCCCUUAUGAAAGAUUAUUUGAGAUGGAUGAGACAGCUGAGAGAAUUAAAGAUACCAAGAACUUUAGUAAGAGAAAUAAGAGCAGUUGAUGCAGUGAAUUUACACAUAUUUGCAGAUGCAAGUGAAAAGGCAUGCUGUGCUGUGACAAUUGCAGUAGUGGAACAAGGAUCAAGCAAAUCUACUGAAGCAUCCCGGAUCGCGCACAUCCUCGUUGAUGAAAUUCUUGCUCGUCAUGGUGCUCCUCGCGCCCUACUUUCUGAUCGCGGGCCUAACUUUCUAGCGUCAAUUGUGAAAGAAGUGUGCAAAAUUAUGAACACUCGGCGUCAGCUCACCACGGCCUACCAUCCACAGACAGAUGGUCUUGUCGAGCGUUUUAAUGCAACUUUGGCCGAGGGUCUUUCUAUGUACGUCAGCUCUAACCAAAAAGAUUGGGACAAACAUAUUCCGAUGGUCCUGUUCGCUUAUCGUGUUUCUCCUAAUGCCACGACAGGAGAAUCGCCGUUUUAUCUAUUGUAUGGACGCGAGCCACGCUUGCCGAUUGAUGCUGCGUUGAUUUUACCGGAUUCUAAGUUGUCGUCGUCAGUUGCCAAACUGCGUGCUGAAAUUGUUCAAAAUUUAGAGAAUGCGCAGUCUAUCAUUAAGUCUAACACGCAACUCGCGCAGCAAAAGAUGAAAGCCUACUACGAUCUCAAAGCGACUCCUUAUUCUAUACGAUCAAAGCUAUCUCCGGUUCAUUUCAAACUUCGGACCUUGGAUAAUCGCCCUGUUUCUGUUCCGGUUCAUGCAAAUCGACUAAAGCCAUACCACGACCCGGCCGACCGACCGAUUGAACCACCUGUCGAUGACUCUUCGUCUCUUGAUUUACAAGACGCAGACUUACCACCGGACAGCUUCAUUCCAUUGCAAGCAGCUCCUCCGCAGGAGAACACUCGCCGUAUCGCUCAGCAAGUUUCAGACACUGAUUCAUCGACGGAGCCGCAGAUUACGCGCCCUGAGGAUACCUUUACCCCUCAAGUUAUACGCGGUGUAUAG